Molecule: messenger RNA, 614 nt
Organism: Merops nubicus (carmine bee-eater)
Lineage: Eukaryota; Metazoa; Chordata; Aves; Coraciiformes; Meropidae
Gene: PTPN20
Product: protein tyrosine phosphatase, non-receptor type 20B
Exons: 3
Biological process (GO): protein dephosphorylation
Molecular function (GO): protein tyrosine phosphatase activity
Source: RefSeq, a predicted model, not a curated record
AUGAUAAGACACGGGUCCCUCUGGGAGAAAAGAAUGGCUACAUUAACGCAAGUUACAUUAGAAUGAAAGUUGGAGAAGAGGAACAUUUCUAUAUUAUAACCCAAGGGCCUCUGUCAUCAACCAUGGCUGAUUUCUGGCAAAUGGUCUGGGAGAGUGAAUCAGAUGUGAUUGCCAUGAUGACAAAAGAAGUGGAGCUAGGGCACAUCAAAUGUCAUCGAUACUGGCCUGAACCUCCUCAUGACUCUAUAGACCUGGCUGAAUUCCAGCUCAGGCUAGACAGCUACCAGGUUCUGGAAUAUUUCAUAAUUAGAACAAUAGAAGUGAUCAACAAGCAGACAGAAGAGAAGCGCAUUGUAAAGCAUUUGCAGUUUACCACUUGGCCAGACCACAAUACUCCCAAACUAGCUGAGCAGCUUGUAAAAUUUAUUUUUUACAUGAGAAAAGCUCACAGUACAGGACCUAUUGUUGCUCACUGCAGCACUGGCAUUGGACGAAGUGGGGUUUUGCUGUGUGUUGAAGUUCUGCUCAGCUACAUAGAAAAAGAUUUACGUUUCAACAUCAAACAGAUAGUGAGAGAUUUGAGAGGUCAGCGUUUUGGCAUGAUCCAAACUAAG